Trichoplax adhaerens is the source of this 1842-nucleotide messenger RNA. RefSeq lists its product as uncharacterized. NCBI's taxonomy places the organism in Eukaryota, Metazoa, Placozoa, Uniplacotomia, Trichoplacea, Trichoplacidae. Gene Ontology annotation, biological process: protein phosphorylation. The coding region runs from base 1 to 1842 and encodes 613 amino acids. The record is from RefSeq and is a predicted model, not a curated record. The transcript has 16 exons. Gene Ontology annotation, molecular function: ATP binding; protein kinase activity.
AUGGAUUGCCAAGUUAGCCGCUUUUGCAACCUUAUAUCGAUGCAAUUCCGAUACCGCCUUGUCUUUGUAUGGAUCAUUCUUCCAUUGCUUCUAUGUGGUACUCAUGGAUUGGACGAUUCGGAGAGUGCCUCUAGGCUGACAUGCAGCGCUGAUUCUUAUAAAUCAUUGAUGACAAUUCGCACCUUGGGUAGGAAAUGGACUGCAGACGCUAAAGAUAACGGACGAAAAUAUUGGUGGAUUUUGCAUUCAUUCUCCAAGCUAUUUCUCUCAUCAACGACCAAGGAAGAAGUCGAUGAGCCUAGAUUUACUCUCGACCAUGAUGACUGCAACCGUGUACGGGUAGAUGCUCAAGAAAAUGGAUAUUUUAAGACGCAAUACUUUCUUACGGCAAAAUAUUGCAAGCGUCCGGUGAUUAUUAGAUCGAAACAAUGUCUUUGGGCCUUUAGUAUGUUAUCUGCAUCAGCAAGGACAUGUCUACUGGUGAUUUACGGCAUUAAGUUUGUAAUCCUGUACUAUCUGGUAAAGUAUCAGCUUGGAAAUGACGAAUCGACAACCGAAGAUCAUGAAAUAGAUGCUGCCAACUCCAAAUUAGAAAAUAAAUCGCAAGUAUCAAGCGAGGACCGAGUUUCCAAUGUGUGUCAGUCUAGAAAACGUGAAUCGGCAGCCGAUGAUCAUAAAGUUAAUGCUGCUAACUCAAUAAUAGAAAUUAAUUCUCAAGUGCCAAACGAGGGCGAAGCUUCCAAUUUGAAUAUCAACACUGGUAAUGGAGAGAUUAUGCAAAUUUCACGGUUGCAAAACGAAUUCGAACUAAAAGAGAAGCUUGGAAGUGGUGGCUAUGGUGUUGUGAUGAAAGCCAGAAACAAAUUGGAUAACCAGGAUUACGCACUUAAAAUAUUGCAAUUGCCUAACAAGGAUGAUAAGCGUGAAAAAGUGUUACGCGAAGUAAAGGUACUGGCGAAACUAGAUAACAUUGGAACGAUACGUGAAGAAAGCGAGUCCAAUUCUCAGUUUUCGCAUAUGAAUAUUCACAGACUAUCAAGUUUGAUAGAAAGCGGUAGUGAUUUGGUAGAAAUCGCUUUUAAAAUGAAUGACGACCUUACUCCCAGUAAUUCGAGCUCAAGAAUUAUCUUCGAAGAACGAGAUGCGACAUUACCGUUUGCUAGUAGCAGACAAUCCGAUAGCAACGCAGUUGAGAUGACAUCAUCGUCAUCUUAUGUCCAUUUCGGUGUUGAAAAAGCAAGAAAAUACCCUCAGUCUUGUCCGACAGAAGUGGUAAAGCCUUUUAGCUAUUUAAUCAUUCAAAUGCAACUAUGCCAUUCGGAAACGUUGAGCAAAUGGUUGCAAAUACAUCAUCAAAAUCGGAACAUUAGUAUAUGUUAUGAUAUAUUUGAUCAGCCCGCCAACAUAUUCUUUUCUAUGGAUGGCCUUAUAAAAAUUGGCGAUUUUGGAUUAGCAAUUGAUUACAAUGACUAUGACAUGAUAGAUAAUUUAUCCCAAAGCACGUCUAAAGGUUAUAAACGUGAAAUAUAUACUAGGAAUGUGGGUACUUUAUUAUAUAUGAGUCCUGAACAGGUGUAUGAGAAAUGUUACAACCAAAAAGUAGAUAUUUAUGCAUUAGGUAUAAUACUUUAUGAGCUGCUUCAUCCGAUGGGAACUGGAAUGGAACGAAUCAAACUCUUAUCUAAUUUACGAGAGCGGAAUGAGUUUGAUAAUACGUUUAGCAUGGACAAGCCUUUAGAGGCGAAUUUCAUAAGAUGGUUGCUUUGCAGUAACCCAAAACAACGCCCGCUUGCUGAAGAAAUUCUAGCGAGCGAAGUAUAUGCUAAGAUUAAAGUGUUAUAA